AUGGCGCAGCAAACCCCGAACAACCUCGCGCAAUUCAAAUAUGCGGCAAUGUCCAAUUUGGUCUUGCAGGCGGACAGAAGAUUUACAACGCGCCGACCGGACGAGCAUACUGGCGAUCCCGAGUCGCUCGCAGGUCGCAUCAACAUUCGGGAUAUGGGAGGGCGCACAGCACGGGACAGGGCGCCUACAGAACAAAAGAAACCCAAGGGUCCUGGUAUCGAGCGCGGUAGCUUGACAGAGGGUGGCGACGUUCUGGACCGCGAACAGCGCAAAAGGAAACGAGACGAUGGCGCAGCCUUUGGUGCUUCAGCAACAGUCGACUUCAAUAUUGAGGGCCUGACCUAUAAGCCACGGACACCUGCGACUCGCGCUACCUUCGAACUCAUCACUACCAUAGUGAGCAAAUCUCUUGGAGACGUCCCGGUCGCGACCACCAGAAGUGCUGCCGAUGCAGUGCUGGAAUUCUUGAAGGACGAUAGCCUGAAGGAUUUUGACAAGAAGAAGGAAGUCGACGAUCUUCUGGGUACAUCCAUGGGCGCAAAAGAGUUCAAUGAGCUGGUCAACCUUGGCAAGAAAAUCUCCGACUACAACACGCAAGAUGACGAGGAAGAGAAGGACGAAAUAAUGGGCGACGGUGAUGGCGCUGAGAAUGAUGACAACCAGGGUGUAGCAGUCGUGUUCGACGAAGACGAAGACGAUGAAGAAGGCGCCCAGACGUUUGAGGUCCGCGACGCCGACACGUCUGACGAGGAAGACGAGGCGGAGACUGCAGUCGAGCAGAUUGGCGGCGAAGAUGGAGACAUUGGUGGAAUGGCAGAUACGGAAGAGAUGGUCAUACAAGGCGAUGUAGCAGUGUCGACAGACCGGAAAGGAGACGGCGAACAGCUUAUCCCCGCACACGAAAUCGAUGCUUUCUGGUUGCAACGGCAAAUUGGACAAGUGUACGAGGACGCGCAUACCCAGCAGGAGAAGACACAGGAUGCGUUGAACAUGCUUGCGGGGCUCGACGAGGACGGUGAAGAGAAGCCGUUGCGCGAAAUCGAAAACGACCUCAUGGAACUUUUCGACUACGAACACCAUGAGCUCGUGGCAAAACUUGUGACCAACCGCGAUCGGGUGGUUUGGGUCACACGAUGGCGACGAGCCGCAGAAGACAAGGACGAGCGAACGGCUGUUGAGCGAGAGAUGAAGGCUGCUGGACAGCAACAAAUCCUGCAAGAGCUGCGUGCAAGAGAAACUGGUGUCAAGACGGAAGAUGGAGGGCAAGGAAAGAUGAAAUUCAACCUAAAGGACAUCAGCUUGCCUGAGAUUAAGGAUGAAGAUAUGACAGACGCCCCACGGCCUGACGGAGUGGUUGGCGGUCUUCAGCCCUCCAGCCGACUUGUCAACUUGGAUAACAUUGUCUUCGACCAAGGCAACCAUCUCAUGACCAACCCCAGCGUCAAGCUGCCACAAGGAUCAACGCGCCGCCAGUUCAAGGGCUACGAAGAGAUCCAUGUGCCUGCGCCGAAGGCGAAGCGCGACCCCAGCGAAAGGCUUAUGCCUACUUCUGAGUUGCCGGACUGGGCAAGACCAGGUUUCGGUAACUCGAAAUCGCUCAAUCGGAUUCAGACGAAGUGCUUUCCCACGGCUUUCAAUGACGAUGGCAACAUGCUCAUUUGUGCCCCAACUGGUUCCGGAAAGACCAACGUUGCUAUGCUUACCAUGCUUCGCGAGAUUGGCAAGCAUCGCAACCCAACAACCGGAGAGAUUGCUCUCGACGACUUCAAGAUUAUCUACAUUGCCCCGCUCAAAGCGCUUGUAGCGGAACAAGUCGGUAACUUUGGAAAGCGUCUCGAGCCCUACGGCAUCAAGGUUGCCGAGCUUACGGGUGAUCGUCAACUCACCAAGCAGCAAAUUGCAGAGACGCAGAUCAUCGUUACUACUCCAGAGAAGUACGAUGUUAUCACGCGCAAGGCCACGGAUACCAGCUACAUCAACCUGGUUCGCCUGAUCUGUAUCGACGAGAUUCAUCUUCUCCACGACGAGCGUGGCCCUGUCAUCGAGAGCAUUGUCAGUAGGACCCUGCGCCGCAGCGAGCAGACUGGCGACCACGUACGAAUUGUUGGUCUCAGUGCCACUCUUCCCAACUACCGCGAUGUAGCAAGCUUCUUGCGUGUCGAUCCAGACAAGGGCCUGUUCCACUUCGAUGGAACCUUCCGACCGUGUCCGUUGAAGCAAGAGUUCAUUGGUGUGACAGAUAAGAAGGCCAUUAAGCAACUCAAAAUGAUGAAUGAUGUCUGUUACACAAAGGUCCUCGAACAGGUCGGCGAGCACCGAAAUCAGAUGCUCAUCUUUGUGCACUCUCGUAAAGAGACAGCAAAGACCGCCAAGUACAUCCGUGACAAGGCUCUUGAGGAGGAGUCGAUUGGCAAAAUCUUGCGCUCUGAUGCUGCUAGUCGAGAGAUUCUGAGGGAAGAGUCCGAGGCAGUCCAGAACGCCGAUCUCAAGGAUGUCAUGCCUUAUGGUUUCGGAAUCCAUCACGCUGGUAUGUCGCGAGCAGACCGUACGAUCGUCGAGGAUCUGUUCGCGGAUGGCUCUAUCCAAGUUCUUGUGUGUACAGCAACUCUAGCCUGGGGUGUCAACUUGCCAGCACAUACCGUCAUCAUUAAGGGAACACAGAUCUACUCUCCUGAAAAGGGUAGCUGGGUUGAGCUGAGCCCGCAAGAUGUGCUGCAAAUGCUUGGUCGUGCUGGUCGUCCUCAGUAUGAUACCUAUGGCGAAGGUAUUAUCAUCACAACGCAAGCCGAAAUUCAGUACUACCUGUCUCUCCUCAAUCAACAACUCCCGAUUGAGUCUCAACUCGUCGGCAAAUUGGCGGACAACCUGAACGCCGAAAUCGUUCUCGGCAACGUACGCACCAGAGACGAGGCUGUCGACUGGUUAGGCUACACAUAUCUCUUUGUGCGCAUGCUUCGGUCACCCGGUCUAUACCGUGUAGGUCCCGAGUACGAAAAUGACACGGUGUUGGAGCAAAGACGUGUGGAUCUCGUACACGCCGCGGCACACGUCCUGGAGAAGUGUAGUCUUCUCAAGUACGACAAGAAGACCGGUGCACUCCAGCCCACCGAGCUUGGAAGAAUUGCUUCUCACUACUACAUCUCGCACAACUCCAUGGCGACAUACAACCUGCAUAUCCAGCCAGGUAUCAGCGCCAUCGAACUCUUCCGCGUAUUUGCACUCAGUGAGGAGUUCAAGUUUAUUCCCGUACGACAGGAUGAGAAGCUAGAACUUGCCAAAUUGCUCGGCAAGGUUCCUAUCCCUGUCAAGGAAGGUGUUGAGGAGGCGCAAGCCAAGAUCAACGUGUUGUUACAAGCCUACAUUUCACGACUCAGGCUCGAAGGUCUGGCACUCAUGGCCGAUCUUGUGUACGUGACACAGUCGGCAGGCCGUAUCCUCCGUGCCAUCUUUGAGAUCUGCUUGAAGAAAGGCUGGUCUCAAGUCGCCAAGCUAGCACUCGACAUGUGCAAGAUGGCCGAGAAGCGCAUGUGGCCAACAAUGACACCUCUUCGACAGUUCCCUACCUGCCCGCGAGAUAUCGUGCAGAAGGCAGAGCGUAUCGAUGUGAACUGGUCAAGCUACUUUGGCUUAGACCCACCAAGCAUGGGUGAGCUUCUCGGUAUGCCAAAAGCUGGCAAGGUUGUCUGUCAGUUGGUCGAGAAGUUUCCUCGUCUGGAAAUCGAAGCAACACCUCGUCCUGUAACAAGAUCACUGCUGCGCCUGGAGUUGCUCAUCAGACCAAACUUUGUCUGGGACGAUGCGCUACAUGGCACAUCCGAGGCUUUCUGGAUCCUUGUUGAAGAUUGUGAUGGUGAACAGAUUCUGUUCCACGAUCAAUUCAUCCUCCGUAAGGAUUACGCACAUGGUGACGUGGCCGAGCACCUGCUUGAGUUCACGGUGCCUAUUGAUGAGCCGAUGCCGCCAAACUACUUCAUCACUGUUCUCUCCGAUCGAUGGAUGGCCUCCGAGACCAAGCUUGCUGUCUCUUUCCAGAAGCUGAUCCUACCAGCCAAGUUCCCUGCGCACACACCUGUGCUCGACCUGCAGCCUCUACCCGUAUCAGCUCUGAAGAAGAAGGAGUACAUGGGCCUGUACGAGAACAUUGGUCGCUUCAACAAGGUUCAGACGCAAACCUUCAACACGUUGUACACGUCGGAUGACAAUGUCCUUGUUGGCGCGUCGGCAGGCAUUGGCAAGACUUUGUGUGCCGAAUUCGCAAUCCUUCGACACUGGUCGAGCAAUAACGAAGGCCGAAUUGUCUACCUCGCACCAUUCCAGGAGCUUGUGGACAAUCAGUACAAGAACUGGAAUGAGCGCCUGUCCAAACUCGGUGGGGGUAAGGACGUGGUCAAGCUGAGUGGCGAGAACACAUCCGACCUGCGCUUGCUCGAGAAGGGUGACCUGAUUUUGGCGACCCCAGCUCAGUGGGAUUCCAUCUCACGACAAUGGCAGCGCAGAAAGAAUGUACAGACAGUUGCUGUUCUGAUUGCGGAUGAGCUGCACAUGCUGGGCGGUUUCGGUGGUCAUGUCUACGAGAUUGUGGUCUCACGUAUGCAGGCCAUGGCUGCUCAACUGGAGUCGAAGCUGCGCAUCGUCGGUCUCAGUGUAUCCUUGGCGAACGCGCGCGACAUUGGAGAGUGGAUUGGAGCCAACAAGCACACCAUCUACAACUUCAGCCCCGCGAUCCGUGCCGUACCCUUGGAGCUCAAGAUCCAGUCCUUCACCAUUCCUCACUUCCCCUCGCUGAUGAUGGCGAUGGCUCGUCCGACCUACUCCGCUAUCACACAACUGUCGCCCGAUAAGCCAGCCAUGAUAUUCGCGCCCAACAGGAAGCAAGCUCGUAACUCUGCGGUCGACCUUUAUGCUGCCUGUGUUGCAGAUGAGGACGAAGAUCGCUUCCUUAAUGUAGAGCUGGAAGAGAUUCAGCCUAUUCUGGAGAAGAUCAACGAGCAGGCGCUCUCCAAAUCCCUGUCGCAUGGUAUCGGCUACUUCCACGAAGCUUUGAACUCGUUCGACAAGAAAGCUGUGCAGCAUUUGUUCAAGGUCGGUGCCAUCCAAGUGCUUAUUGUUUCUCGCAAUUCGUGCUGGGAGAUCGACAACAGCGCGCAUCUUGUCAUUGUGCAAGGUACCCAGUUUUACGAGGGCCGCGAGCAUCGUUACGUCGACUACCCCAUUAGCGAGAUCCUGCAAAUGUUCGGCAAGGCAGGCAGGGUCGGUCAGGAUAAGUCAGCGAAGGGUGUUCUCAUGCUUCCUGCUGUCAAGCGCGAGUACUACAAGAAGUUCUUGAACGAGGCGCUGCCUAUCGAGAGUUAUCUCCACGACUACCUGCACGAUGCCUUCGUUGCUGAGAUCAGUUCGAAGACGAUUGAGUCCACUCAAGAAGCUGUUGACUGGUCCACCUACACAUACUUCUACCGCCGACUGCUCGCAAACCCGAGCUACUACAACCUUCACGACACGUCUCACGAAGGUCUGAGCGCACACUUGUCCGAGCUUGUUGAGCAGACCUUGAAGGAACUGGCAGAUGCCAACCUCAUCGAGCAUGACGAAGAGGAAGAUGCGAUCACACCUCUCAACCCUUGUAUGAUUGCAGCGUACUACAACAUCUCGUUCAUCACUAUGCAGACGCUCAUGAUGUCUUUGAAUGGCCGAACCAGCCUCAAGGGCGUGCUUGAGAUCAUCACAGCUGCAACCGAGUUUGAGGACAUCCAAAUACGUCGACACGAAGACCACAUUCUGCAACGUAUCUACGACCGUGUCCCAUACAAGAUGCAGGAGCCCAACUUCGAGACCCCACAUUUCAAGGCGUUUGUGUUGCUCCAGGCCCACUUCUCUCGCAUGCAGCUUCCCAUCGAUUUGGCCAAGGACCAGGAGAUUGUCAUCCGAAAGGUUCUUACUAUCCUGAGCGCAAGUGUCGAUGUGCUUUCCUCCGAAGCACACCUCAACGCCAUGUCCGCCAUGGAGCUCUCACAAAUGGUUGUCCAAGCAAUGUGGCAGAAGGACUCGCCACUCAAGCAGAUCCCUCACUUCGACAACGACACCAUCAAGGCUGCGCAGAAAUUCGAGAUCAACGACGUCGACGACUUCAUCAACGCCAUGGACGAAGACGAAAACCCAGACUACAAGAAGCUCAUCCAAUCGCUCGAGGUCGACCAGCGACAACUGGCCGACAUUGCCAACUUCACAAACAACUACUACCCCAACAUUGAGCUCGAGCACGAGCUCGUCGACCCAGAGGACAUUGCAUCGAACUCGCCGGCUCAGCUGCGCGUCAAGGUCACGCGAAACAUCGAGGACGACGAGGAACUCAAGACGGAGGUCCACGCGCCGUUUUACCCUGCCGACAAGACGGAGAGCUGGUGGUUAGUUGUCGGUGACCAGAAGGAGCACUCGCUGUUGGCGAUCAAGAAGGUUUCGAUUGCGCGGAAGUUGGAGACAGUGUUGGAGUUUACGCUGGAGAAGCCGGGUAGCCAUGAGUUGACGCUUUACCUUGUUAGCGAUAGCUACUUGGGUGUAGACCAGGCGCCGACAUUUAAGGUGGAGGCGGCUGAGGGCAUGGAUGAGGAUAGUGAGGAGGAAGAGGAGUAG
Messenger RNA from Parastagonospora nodorum SN15, 6627 nucleotides. RefSeq lists its product as hypothetical. The coding region runs from base 1 to 6627 and encodes 2208 amino acids. The transcript has a single exon. Lineage: Eukaryota; Fungi; Ascomycota; Dothideomycetes; Pleosporales; Phaeosphaeriaceae. Gene Ontology annotation, cellular component: nucleus. Gene Ontology annotation, molecular function: nucleic acid binding; ATP binding. The record is from RefSeq and is a predicted model, not a curated record.